GUGGUGUCUACCUGAAGAACAUUGCACUUUAAGAGGAAAGAUGCUGUCUCUAAAUGAUAAAAAGUUAGAAAAGCUAGAUCCUUUUUACCGACCUUCAGUGUCCGAGCAGAAGACUAGUGCAGAAAUCAUAAGUGAAGCACGAAAUGCCUUAAGAACUGUUAGGACCCAAAGACCAUUUACACCACGGGAAGACCAGAGAAAACUAUUUGGACGUGCAUCUUCAAGAACACCAGAAAAUAGACCCCGGUCUUCCUUCAGCAUCCAUGCAUCCAGUUUUGAGUCCUCUGAUUCCAGGCCCAUCUUUGGCGCACGUCUCAGUCCACUAGAGUUUAAACCAAAAGCUCCAGCAUCUCCUGCCACAGAAGAGGAUCCCUGCCCUUCCUUUCCAAAACCCCCAGUGGACCCCGCGAAGAUUAGAAGGAUAAGCAGUGCCCGGGAGCGCUUACUCAGGGCGGCCUCACAGGGGGCUCUUCUGCCAGACAGGACACUUCCUUCUGCUCAGCCAAAGAAGAGAGUGGAAUCCAAAGAAAUAGUUACGAUGGGGGACUCUAUGGUGAAAAUACAUGGGAUUUAUUUAACAGAAUCAAAUGCCAUUGGCCACGUGAGUCACCCACUUCGGCUAACGUAUGACGGAGACUUCGGUGAAAUCAAGGAGCAAGAAAUUUUCAAAGGGGAAACAUCCUUGCCAUCUCGUCUCAGAAGUGGAGGGGGCCAGGGGAAGAGGCGUUCAAGGGCCUCCUUAUGCUCCCGAAGCUCAGACCGGAGCAGGCUAGACGCCAAAACAGACUCAAAACUUGACUUGCAAGAAAAGGAUACAGAAAUAGAAGUAGGUGAAGUCUUUUGGAAUACAAGGAUCGUACCGAUUUUGCGUGAAUUAGAAAAAGAAGAAAACAUUGAAACGGUUUGUGCUGCUUGCACACAACUUCAUCACGCUUUAGAGGAAGGAAACAUGCUUGGAAGUAAAUUUAAGAGAAGAAGUAUUCUCCUGAAGACCCUAUAUAAUCUAGUUGAUGUUGGCUCAGACUUGCUGAGCCUUAAACUUGCAAAAAUUAUUCUAGCACUUAAAGUGAGUGGAAAGAAUCUUCUUAAUGUCUGCAAGCUUAUAUUUAAAAUUAGCAGGAGUGAGAAGAAUGAUUCUCUGAUUCAAAAUGACGGCAUUCUGGAAUCAUUAUUGGAGGUCCUGAGAAGUGAAGAGCUGCAAGCUAACACCGAAGCUUUUUUGUACUGCAUGGGGGUGAUCAAAUUCAUUUCUGGAAAUCCAGGAUUUCUUCAUGAAAUGAUUGGCAAAGGUGCUGUUGAAACAUUGAUGAAUUUGAUGAUGCAAAUAAACGAAAACACCAAGAAAUCUGGGACAUGUUUGCCUAAUUCAGGCCACUUGUUAGUCCAAAUGACUGCUACGCUGAGAAACUUGGUUGACUCACCACUAGCAAGAAGUAAGUUGCUAAGCAUCAGUGCCCUUCCCCAGCUCUGCACGGUGAUGGGACAGUACAUAGGUGACAAGGAGGUCUGCACCAAUGUUGCCAGAAUAUUCAGCAAAGUUACUACUUAUCAUGACUGCUGUGUAGCCUUGGCCAACUACUCCAGAUGUUAUGCCUUGUUUUUGAAUCUGAUAAACAAAUACCAGAAGAAGCAGGAUUUAGUUGUUCGUAUUGUUUUUAUCCUUGGCAACCUGACAGCGAAAAAUAACCAGGCUCGUGAGCAGUUUUCCAAAGAGAAAGGGAGCAUCCCAACUCUGCUGUCUUUAUUCCAUACAUUCUACGAACUGGAUCUGCAUUCCCAGAAGCCCCUGGGGAAAGGAGAAGAGGGGCCCAAGGCGCCGAGGCCGGCCCAGGCGGAGGACGUGCUCAUCAAGCUGACCCGCGUGCUCGCCAACCUGGCCAUCCACCCGCGCGUGGGCCCAGCCAUCGCCGCCCACCCGCGCAUCGUGGGCCUGCUCCUCGCCAUGCUGGAAUCUAAGUCCAUUGAUGAUUGUGAGGAGCUGGUGAUCAAUACUACGGCAACGGUCAACAACUUAUCUUACUACCAAGUGAAGAAUUCCAUAAUUCAAGACAAAAAGCUAUAUAUUGCUGAAUUGCUCUUAAAGCUCCUUGUGAGUCACAACAUGGAUGGAAUCCUGGCGGCUGUGCGCGUUUUUGGAAAUCUCUCCCAGGACCAUGACAUCUGUGAUUUCAUUGUGCAGAAAAAUGUUCACAAGUUCAUGAUUGCUCUGCUGGAUGCUAAGCAUCAGGAUAUUUGCUUUUCUGCCUGUGGUGUUCUUCUAAAUCUCACCGUGGAUAAAGACAAGCGUGUCAUCCUAAAAGAAGGAGGUGGCAUUAAAAAGUUAGUGGAUUGUUUAAGGGAUUUUGGUCCCACUGAUUGGCAGCUGGCCUGCUUGGUGUGCAAAACUUUAUGGAACUUCAGUGAAAAUAUCACCAGUGCUUCGUCAUGUUUUGGAGAUGAGGCCGCCAACACACUCUUAGUCCUGCUCUCAUCGUUUUUAGAUGAAGAACUAGCACUGAAUGGGAGUUUUGACCAAGACCUAAAAAGCUAUCACAAACUCCAUUGGGAAACAGAAUUCAAACCGGUGGCACAGCAGCUUCUAAACCGAAUUCAGAGUCAUCACACCUUCCUGGAACCCCUGCCUGUUCCUUCUUUCUAACAUGACGCAGAUUAACAACAGAAACAGGAAGUCAGGUCUCCUUCAUUCUUAAGAAGUGGCAACAUAUGUGAACUUUUUUUUCAGUAUUAACAAAUAUUGAAAGUUUUUCAGGAGCUUCCUGUUCCAAUUUCUAUUUUAUUCCUGGUUGUACUCUCUUGGAUCUCCUGCACCUGCCUACAGAACUGUAG
Messenger RNA from Kogia breviceps (pygmy sperm whale), 2826 nucleotides. RefSeq names its product armadillo repeat containing 2 (gene ARMC2). Lineage: Eukaryota; Metazoa; Chordata; Mammalia; Artiodactyla; Physeteridae. The record is from RefSeq and is a predicted model, not a curated record. Gene Ontology annotation, molecular function: protein binding. Gene Ontology annotation, biological process: cilium organization; sperm axoneme assembly.